This is a messenger RNA of Metopolophium dirhodum (rose-grain aphid), 2224 nucleotides long. RefSeq lists its product as uncharacterized. Bases 468 to 2081 code for a protein of 537 amino acids. The record is from RefSeq and is a predicted model, not a curated record. NCBI's taxonomy places the organism in Eukaryota, Metazoa, Arthropoda, Insecta, Hemiptera, Aphididae. The transcript is spliced from 4 exons.
UGUUUUAUACGCUCGUCAAGCGUUUCCGCGCCAAUAUUGACACGCGCCCGGUCGGACGUCGCCGCGAUCGUCGCAGGUUGUCGAAAACCGCGCGAUGUUAUUAUGAUAAUAUUAUAAUAUUAUAGUGCGCUGUUGCAGUUGCGGACCGCAAAACCGUCACACGAUAAAUAAUUAACACACCGCGUGUGUAGAACAAUAUUUAUAAUAAUAAUCACACGAGACAAGACUACGCGGCAAGCGCUGCACGACGGAUCCCGAAGGCCUACCUACCUACAAUAUUUUGUAGACGUCCCAAAUAAUAUAAUACAUAAUUAUUUUAUAUCUAUUAUAUUAUUAUCAGAUACAUUUAUUGACAAUAAUUAACAUAAUAAUAUCUAUUAUUAUUGUUGUUGUUGUUGUUGUUGUAUUUUAGCACAGACGCUUGGGGCCCGUCAUCGUCUCGUCUAUUUGCGGUCGCCGUCGCCGAAAUGUUAACGACUACCAAGCGCGCAACGAUUAUUGCGCUGUGGUUGGUGUGCUGUUACUACGACCAAGCGGCCACCAAUGAACACGAUCACGUGCGGACAAAGAGCUCGACACGCUUGCAGAAGACCCAAGACCUAACGUCCGGCAUGCCCUUGAUGACCGUGGUGGCCGGUACCGCGACCGUUAGCGGUGAAAGAUCGUCGGACACCGACACCGACGCUGACGUUGACACCGAUACUGAUCCCGACGCUGACGCUGACACCGACACUGACACAGACACCGACACUAACACGCUCGCCAUCAUCAAAUCGCCAAACGUGAACACUGGCAGUGGCGGUUUGCGAGAUUUUUUGUUCGGGAAACCAAACAAAAUUUUCAAGAGUCUCAUGCGGACUAGCGUAAGAGUCGUGCAACGCGGAAUGAACGCGUUCCAGGGGGUGUCAAACAAAGUGUACCACGUGGCCCGGAAACAGAUCGGUGUGAAGCGUGCCAGCGGUUCUUCGUCGACAUCCGCGGGUAAAUCGGACGAGAGUGGCGAUGGAGACCGGACACCGGCCAAGCGACAAGCGGUCGCCGAGAAAAAACCGACCGGCUUCGUCAAGAGGGUGGCCAAAAUGCUCGAUACAGGGAUCGCGGGCAUUGAACAGGUCACCGACCUAGGUGUACUGUUGGGCAAUAUAGGCACUCACAAGAUAUUGUCCAAGCUGGACGGCAAGAGCGGCAACCAGGAAAUAUUCAAAAUGCUUAUCAAAUUCGUCGGUUCCAAAGUUGGCAAAGGAGCCAAAGGCAGUGUGACUCAGUUCAUCAAUGAUGUGGGUACGGUAUCGACUUUCGCAGCCACAGACGACGAGGUCACCAAUUCGAUAUCCACGAUAAUGGAAAGGUUUAUGGGUAACCCCAAAGUGAGCGCAGCCAUGGUGCGUUUGGUGCUCACCGUUUUGGACGGUAGUCCGUCCACGUCAUGCUUGCUAGACCAAUUGCCGUUGUCUCCCCAAGACGUGCGGAUGGCGUUUGAUGUGUUCGUGGGCAGCAACGGACAGAUGAUGUUGAAAACCAUUGCGGGGCUGGUGUCAGACUUGACCACGGGACCAGAUACGAAAGCGUUUUUGGAAUCGGCCUUGGGCAUGAUGUCCAUGUUCAAAAGUGACACUUCAGUACCAGCCGAUGCUGGUAAACCGGAGAAGCCGACGACUAUUGUUGGUUCACUGGCUAAUUUCUUUAUGGGCAAUGACGAAAAUGAAGAAGGCGAUAUUAAAGAUGAUACCACUGAAAAUACUACACCACCGCCAAUGAUCAAUAACAGAAAAAGAGGCAGCAGUGCUGAUGUCAACAAAAACGUAUCGAAACCAUCUGCGAAAACAACAGCCAAACGUAAGCCCAACGAUGACGAUUGGUUUAGUAAAACCGAAACUACGAUCGAAUCAUCAAAGAAAAAAGCCAAAUCCAAAUCAGACGAUUGGUUUGAGACCAGUCUCGCCAAAAGCACCAACAGCAAGGUCCACAGAAGAGAGAACGUCGGUAAUAAAAAAAAUGAAGGCAGUAAGAAAGAAGAUAUCGAUAAUAGUGACAGCACAGGCUUUAGUGAUGAAUUUGAAACCAAAAACUCAAACCAAUAAGAAUAAAGAUAGACACAAUGGUCGCCAAAAAGUCAAACGCAGAUGAGGACGACUUAUACAUAGAGGAAGAUGACUAUUAAUAAGAGAGUUCAUCCCCUUCUCAGUUUGCAGAUUCACCUAAAUAAAUAUAACUAUAUAGCAUA